UUCUCCUUCCCUCCCUCCCUCUUCCCUCCCUCUUCCCUCCGUCCCUCCCUCUUUCUCUGGCUCGCUCUCUUUCCCGGCCGUCUCCUCCCUCCUUCCCUUCCCCCAGAGGCACCGCUGGAGAAGAGGGCGGGCGCCCGAGUGUGUUUUCUUUUCCCUGGGUUGUUGUCCUCUCCUCCUCCUCCUCGGCCCACAGAGAGAGAGAGACACACACACACAGAAAGAGGGAGAAGGAAUCCGCCUGGGUCUGCUCAACGGAGGAGCCCGACUUUCGCCGCGGGCGCAGCCAUGAGCGGCGGGGAGGUGGUCUGCUCGGGGUGGCUCCGCAAGUCGCCGCCGGAGAAGAAGUUAAAGCGCUACGCAUGGAAAAGGAGAUGGUUUGUGCUUCGCAGCGGUCGACUGACAGGGGAUCCAGAUGUCCUGGAAUACUACAAAAAUGACCAUGCCAAGAAACCAAUUCGUAUCAUUGACUUGAAUUUGUGUCAACAAGUGGAUGCUGGAUUGACAUUUAACAAAAAAGAAUUUGAAAACAGUUAUAUUUUUGACAUUAACACCAUAGAUAGAGUCUUUUACCUAGUGGCUGACAGUGAAGAGGAAAUGAAUAAGUGGGUUCGAUGUAUUUGUGACAUCUGUGGGUUCAAUCCUACUGAAGAAGAUGCUGUGAAGCCACCUGGCAGUUCUGUGCCAGCCGCAACUGAAUUACCCUUAACUGUCAACACCUCCCUGCCAUCCGCACAACCUGAACCAUCCCUACCACCUCCGUAUCAGCUCAUUAACAUCCCACCCAUCGAAUCUGCCUCAAGUCAAGAAGAUCCACAAGACUACUUGCUACUGGUUAACUGUCAGAGCAAGAAGCCAGGACCACCAAGGUCACAGGCUGAUGCAGCAAAAGCGGCUUCUUCUGAAACAGACUGCAAUGAUAAUGUGCCUUCUCAUAAAACAUCUGUGCAAUCAUUGAAUAAGCAUACAGUGAAUGGAUUUUUUCAACAACCAACAAGUGUGUAUGACUCUCCCCCACCAAGGGCUACCUCAGUGUCAGUAGAUGGUAGCCUUUAUAACCUCCCAAGGAGUUAUUCGCAGGAUGUUUUACCCAAGGCAUCUCCUUCAGCAACUGAUGCAGAUGGAGAGCAACAUGUUUUCAGUGCCCCGUCUGCUCCCUCUUCUCUUGAUGCUCAAAUGAGGCAUUUCUCCAUUAGUUAUGACAUUCCACCCACACCUGGAAAUACCUACCAGAUCCCACGGACUUUUCCAGAAGGAUCGUUGGCUCAGAGUUCAAAGCUUGAGACCAUUCCAGAUGUUCCUCCACCUCGGCCACCGAAACCUCAUUAUUCUUCAGACCGCUCGCCUGUGGAAGCAUCUAGUAUCUCCCGUACUUCCUCAGACACUGAUAGCAGCUACUGCGUCCCUACGGGGAGCAUGCCCCCUUCACGCAGCAACACUAUUUCCACCAUGGAUUUCAAUAUAUUCCGUAGAGAUAUUGGAUCUCAAGAUUGCUAUUUUGUUCCACGAACGUUUGCCAAUGACAGAUCGAGUUCACUGGAAGGCUUCCAAAACCACUUUAAAAACAAAAGCCUGUUAACUGUGGGAAGUGUUUCAAGUGAAGAACUCGAUGAAAAUUACGUCCCCAUGAACCCAAAUUCUCCUCCACGGCAGCAUUCGAGCAGUUUCACUGAACCUAUUCAAGAAAUGAUGAACUAUGUGCCAAUGACUCCAGGCACUUUUGACUUUUCACUGUUUGGAAUGCAAGUCCCUCCACCAGCACACAUGGGCUUUCGGUCCAGUCCGAAGACUCCUCCUAGAAGGCCAGUCCCUGUUGCAGAAUGUGAACCACCGCCCGUGGAUAGGAACCUCAAGCCUGACAGGAAAGGUCAGAGCCCUAAAAUUUUAAGACCUAAACCCCAUGGUUUAGAGCGAACAGAUUCACAAACCAUAGGUGAAUUUACUGCAAGAAGAAAGGUAAAACCAGCACCACUGGAAAUAAAACCUCUCCCUGAAUGGGAAGAAUUGCCAGCUCCAGUUAGAUCUCCCAUCACCAGAAGUUUUACGCGAGAUUCCUCCAGGUUUCCAUUAUCACCUCGGCCAGAUUCCGUUCACAGCACGACGUCUAGUAGUGACUCGCAUGACAGUGAAGAAAAUUAUGUAGCCAUGAAUCCAAAUCAGUCCAGUGAUGAUCCAACUUUAUUUGGAAGUAAUAGUCUUGAUGGAGGAAGCAGCCCUAUGAUAAAACCAAAAGGUGACAAGCAAGUGGAAUAUUUAGAUUUGGAUUUGGACUCCGGAAAAUCUACCCCUCCUCGCAAGAAGAAGAGCAGUGGUUCUGGAAGCAGUGUGGCUGACGAAAGAGUUGAUUACGUUGUGGUCGACCAACAAAAAACCUUAGCACUGAAGAGUACGCGGGAAGCUUGGACUGAUGGCAGGCAAUCUACAGAAUCUGAAACUCCAAUAAAAAGUGUAAAAUGAAAGAGCUCAUCCCCUUAUCAUCCUGUUGAAAUGUUUAUAGAAAGUGCUGCAGUUAUACCAUUAUUUGACAGAAAAGGACUGGAUUAUAGUUUUUCCCAAGCAUACAAAAAUCAAGAUGUCAGCAGCAUGAGAUAAAAUAGUAACCUGUAUGAUUGGGUGAACUGUAUGAUGUAAUAUGUGUAAAAUAGUAUUGGUUAGGACCCAAAAAACAGUAUGGCCUGAAGUAAAUACAUUUGUAGUAUUACAAUGUUUUAUGCACUUUUUUCCUGUUGAAAUGUUGGAUCAGCUUUCCCCAUCUAAUGUAUUUUAACACUUUUCUCCCCUUUGACACUACUCAAUAACAUUCUAGGAAGUAAGCUACUUGUAUGAUAUUAAAGUUAAGGUUUGAAGUGCAUUUUAAUAGUUCAGUACUAAUUAGCAAGAGAUAGUUUCACAGUUUUAAUCUACUUGAAAUGUCAAAAAUGAUUUGUUAAAUACCUAUGUUUUAUAUUUAAUACAUGCAAAGAAUAUCUGGAAGUCUACAGGUUACCUUCCUAACACAAAUGGCUGUGAGUUAGUGAUAAUAGUCUUUAUGGGUUUUAGGAUUUAUCCUUUUGUCUUUUGUAUGCAAUAGCACACUAAUAGGGACGCUCCUAGUGCAUUUUCACUGAAGACAGUGUUCAUUGUUCAGUGAGUGAGGAUUCUGCAGGGAGGGAUCUUUGCACUGAAGAAUGAAACACGACACAAUCCUGCACGCUGACAAUGGUGUGUAGCAUGAGUGAUCUCAACACUUUAAUGGCAAGCCACAACUUUUACAUUAUUUACAGAAGGUAGAAACUUUAACAUCAGGUACGUACUCUAGCACUGUGAUGCUAACACAAUUAUCAGGUUUGAACAAUACAUUUUUAGUUUUUGUACUGCUACCAAGCCUUAGAAUUGGUUUUUAAUAUGAGAAUAAAUGAAACAGUUUGACAUUGACUGUUUGUAGUACUAGAAGAUACUGUGAUAUUUUUCUGUUUUAAUUAGAUUGCAAUUCAGGUGGAAAUAUUAUGUCGUGAUACCGUCGUGCUCUUUUAAUGAUCCUUAUUAUGCCUAGUUUUCCGCUUGGCCUUAUAUUUAAAUUCCUAUGCAAUUGGUAUCUUUCAACAUCUUGGGUUGUGUUUUUAGAGAGAUGCUAUAACAAAAUGAUCCCAUUUUUAAACAACAACAAGAAAUCCUCUCCCUAGGUACAGCAUUCAUAUUGAGUACUUUGGUUUCUUGAUUCACUAUCCCUUCACCACAUGACAAUAUCUCCAAGAGACUUAAUUUUCAGAAAGUGGGAGGGGAAACAUAGUUGUCUUUAAAGUACCUCUUAAUAAAUUCAUUAGUCAUGUCAUGAUGGAAUGAUCUACUAAUUUACCUUAUACAGUUGCAUUCAAGUAAUUUCUUCAUACUUUCUAAAUAUUGAAUGAAUUUAGAGAUAAUGGCCUUAAUCACUGUGCCUAAUUGACCAUUUCCCUGCCUCCACCCAAUUGAACAAUAUGUAAAUCUUCUUUAUUCCUAACAAGGUUUCUUUUUAAAUUAGAAGUAUUUUGAUGUUUUGAGUGUUUUUUUUUAAAAAAAAACUAAACAUGUUGCAUUUUGAGAUGAAUUUUAAAUAAAUUCAAAUUGUUCUGUU
Anolis sagrei ordinatus is the source of this 4090-nucleotide messenger RNA. It is a transcript of the gene GAB1, whose product is annotated as GRB2 associated binding protein 1. Gene Ontology annotation, molecular function: signaling adaptor activity. Gene Ontology annotation, biological process: signal transduction. Gene Ontology annotation, cellular component: cytoplasm. NCBI's taxonomy places the organism in Eukaryota, Metazoa, Chordata, Lepidosauria, Squamata, Anolidae. The record is from RefSeq and is a predicted model, not a curated record.